UCUGGAGUGCUCGCCUUGCAUAAGAGAUUUCCUCCACCACUGCCAUCAUCAUUCUUUAUCACCGCUUUCUUUAUCACCGCUUUCAUAUACGAAGGAAGUGAAAAAGAAAAGCAACAAACUCCCUGAUCUCGAAUUAGGGGGCGAGAGUAGUAGUACCGCAGACCAGAGGAAGCGGCAGGGUGGACGAGAUAAUGUAGACUUUAUAGCCGCUGGACGCAUGAAACUCAGAAAAAUUAAAGCACCGUCCCCGGCAAGUCAAAACAAAAUCUAUGCCACUUCAUGGCGCCAGACAUCUCCCGCGCCUCCUACGACAAGUCUACGCCCAUCUCCAUCUCCUCUCCUCCUUUCCAAUCCCUACCCUUCCAAACCCAAGCUCCAAGACCUCCCCACCCUCCUCAGAUCCCUCCGCCAAUCCCCACCCCACCUCUACAUCCCACUCUUCCAGCUUCUCACCCGCACGCCGGGCUCCCUCCGCCUCGGCCGCCAGCUCCACGCCCACGUCACCCUCCGAGGCCUCCAAUCCGAUGACGUCCUCGCCGCGAGGAUCGCCGCCAUGUACUCCAGCUCCGGCGAUCUCCGUGCUGCCUCCCUCCUCCUCCGCCACACUCCCCGCCCCUCCUCCCUCCUCUUCAACGCCCUCAUCCGCGGCCGCUCCCUCUACGGCACCCCGGAGGACACCCUCAGGCUCUUCGACGAAAUGCUCUCCCUUGGUCUGUUGCCCGACCACUUCACCUUCCCGUUUGUACUCAAAUGCUGCGCCGAUCUCAGCUCCGUGCCCUUUGGACAGUCUGUCCACUCCCAAUGCUUGAGGCGGGGCCUCGAGCAGGACCUCUAUGCGGGGAGCUCCUUGAUCAAUAUGUAUGCCAAAUGUGGCGAGAUCGAUGACGCCCGUCACCUGUUUGAUUUAAUGAGUAUCAGAGACACCUCAUCGUGGAAUGGUCUUAUUGCGGGGUACAUGAAAGCUGGGGACUUUAAGGCUGCCGAGGAUCUCUUUGCGGCAUUGCCCAAUCGAAAUAUCGUUUCUUGGACUGCAAUGAUAUCAGGGUACUCUCAGAAUGGCCUGGCGGACCGUGCGCUGGCUUUAUUCGAGGAGAUGCGGCAGGGCGGUAAUGAUGUGAAGCCGAAUUGGGUGACAAUUGCAAGCGUGCUCCCAGCUUGCGCGCACUCUGCUGCGCUCGACCAAGGCGAGCAGAUUCAUAGCUAUGCGAGUGCCAUGGGCUCUGACUCGCAUCCAGUUGUGAAGAUUGCUCUAGUUGCAAUGUAUGCCAAGUGUGGGAGCCUCGUCAAAGCGCGCCGCUGUUUUGAUACGAUUGACAAAAAGGACAGGGAUGUUGUUGCCUGGAACGCCUUGAUCGCAGCCUACGCAUCGCAUGGGCACGGAGCUGAAGCCGUGUCGGCAUUUGAGGAAAUGGCAAGAUCAGGUGUUCGACCCAAUGAAAUCACAUUCACUGCGUUGCUCUCUGGGUGCAGUCACUCAGGGUUGGUUGAUCAAGGGUUAAGGUAUUUCGAUUGUAUGAGGACGGUUCAUUCGGUGGAACCGCGCUCAGAGCAUUAUGCUUGCGUUGUUGAUCUUCUCGGUCGAGCAGGUCGGUUGGGCGAGGCAAUGGAGAUGAUCGAUCGGAUGGAGAUCGAUGCCGGGCCUAGCGUUUGGGGUGCUCUACUCUCAGCCUGCCGGAUUCACCGUAACUUGGAGAUCGGAGAGGUCGCAGCGAAGAAACUGUUCGUACUGGAGCCCGAGAACAGCGGAAACUACGUCUUGCUUUCUAACAUGUAUGCAGAAUUUGGAAGGUGGGAGGAGGUGAAGAAGGUGAGAGGUCUUUCGAAAGACAGAGGAAUCAGGAAAAGUCUCAGUUGUAGCUGGAUUGAGAUCAAUGGGAAAGUCAAUGCAUUCCUCUGCGGCGACAGGUCUCAUCCGCAAGCGACAAGGAUCUACAUGUUGUUGGAAGAUUUGCCAAAGAAGAUCAAGAAUGCUGGAUAUGUGCCCGACACGAGCUUCGUUCUGCAUGAUGUGAGCGAGGAGGAGAAGGAAUGUAAUCUGACAACCCACAGCGAGAAGCUGGCGGUUGCCUUCGGGCUUCUGAACGCAGGCCCUGGUACAGUCCUGAGAGUGACUAAAAACCUACGUAUCUGCGGAGACUGCCACAUGGCCAUUAAAUUUAUUUCAAAGAUCUAUGACAGAGAAAUUAUUGUGAGGGAUGUGAACCGAUUCCAUCGUUUCCAAGGUGGGCUGUGUUCUUGUGGAGAUUAUUGGUGAAAGUUGAGAAUUGAACUCAGGCUAUAUAAUUUUCUUGAAACACUGUUGGAUUCUUUUCUGUCUGAAAGCUCAGCAAGUGGAGAACAUCCUAAGCGGUUGGAUAUUUGAAUAGCAAGUUGAACAUGUAUUGUGAAUUAGGAACAAUUAAGUAGUGUUCUUGAUUACAAAAUGAAUAAUUGUGGAAUAUGAUGCUCAAGAUUAUGGGCUUAUUAUGGUU
Messenger RNA from Phoenix dactylifera (date palm), 2471 nucleotides. The record is from RefSeq and is a predicted model, not a curated record. NCBI's taxonomy places the organism in Eukaryota, Viridiplantae, Streptophyta, Magnoliopsida, Arecales, Arecaceae.